AUACGCAUUGAAAGUGAGCGUAAACUUUGUGUUUGUUUCCAAUCCUCGCGCACAUUUCGCUUAUCACAUAUAGGAAGGUAGGCAAGAUCAUCGUCCGUCGCAACUGGUUGACGGGCCCUGGUGCUGUUGUCGCCGACGUAGUCGUGCGCAAGCCAGAACAAGGAAACGAUGUCGAUCCGCAAUCUAACAACUGCAGCUAAAUUCCUGACCAAGAGGCUCAGACCUCAGGGAGCUGCUCUGGCUGGAGCGGGAUGUCGAUCGCUAUCCCACUACCCGAUCGAUGAAACGAUUUUUGGACUGACCGAGGAACAGCAACAGUUACGUCAGACGGUGUUCAAUUUUGCGCAGAAAGAAUUGGCCCCCUUCGCUCAGGAAAUAGAUAAGCAAAAUGAAUUCAAGGAUCUUCGUAAUUUUUGGAAAAAGAUGGGUGACCUGGGACUGCUGGGUCCAACCGUGAAGCCGGAAUACGGUGGUCUAGGUGGAACCUACUUGGACCAUUGUGUCAUCAACGAAGAGAUAUCGCGUGCUUCGGGAGCCAUUUCGUUGUCUUACGGAGCACACUCCAAUCUGUGUGUCAACCAGAUCCACCGAAACGGAACCGAGGAGCAGAAACUUCAAUACCUGCCCAAGUUGAUCUCCGGCGAACACAUCGGUGCUCUGGCAAUGUCCGAAGCCGGCUCCGGCAGCGAUGUCGUUUCUAUGAAGACAAAAGCCGAAAAGAAGGGAGAUUACUACGUGCUGAACGGCAGUAAGUUCUGGAUUACCAAUGGACCUGACGCCGAUACCUACAUUAUUUACGCGAAAACUGACCUCAGUGCCAAGCCACAGCACGGAAUUUCUGCGUUCAUUGUCGAAAGGGAUACACCUGGAUUUUCGCGAGGUCCCAAACUGGAUAAACUAGGAAUCCGAGGUAGCGGAACGUGCGAACUUGUCUUCGAAGACGUCAAAGUACCAGCGAAGAACAUGCUCGGCGGAUUGAACAAGGGAGUGUAUGUUCUGAUGUCUGGAUUGGACUAUGAGAGAUUGGUGCUGGCCGCCGCUCCGGUUGGACUGAUGCAAGCCGCUUGUGACGUAGCAUUUGAGUAUGCUCACAACCGCAGACAAUUCAAUACUCGCAUCGGUGAGUUCCAGCUGCUCCAGGGUAAGAUGGCCGAUAUGUAUACGACUAUGAACGCUUGUCGUGCCUAUCUGUACUCGGUGGCCAGAUCUUGUGAUAUGGGAAAGGCAAACCCCAAGGACUGCGCCGGUGUCAUUCUGUACUGCGCCGAAAAGGCAACCCAAAUUGCGCUGGAUGCGAUUCAGAUUUUGGGUGGAAACGGAUAUAUCAACGACUAUCCAACGGGACGCAUCAUGCGUGAUGCCAAGCUGUAUGAAAUUGGCGCCGGAACAUCGGAAAUCCGUCGAAUGAUCAUCGGACGUGCGCUGAAUAACGAAUACAAGUAGACAAUAUGGAUUGUUCAAGGGAUAUGGAAAUUAUCAGGUUAACAAAUUCUACGUGAAACGUAGUUCGUAACGAAUGUGCAUUUAUACAACGCAGUGCCUUUAUAUUUUUUGUAUUGUAGUAAUAAAAGUGUUCUACAUGUUUUGACCAAUAAAAAGAUAGAUAUUAUUUUAGCAGAAGUA
Aedes albopictus (Asian tiger mosquito) is the source of this 1623-nucleotide messenger RNA. Its product is annotated as isovaleryl-CoA dehydrogenase, mitochondrial. The record is from RefSeq and is a predicted model, not a curated record. Lineage: Eukaryota; Metazoa; Arthropoda; Insecta; Diptera; Culicidae. Gene Ontology annotation, cellular component: mitochondrion. Gene Ontology annotation, biological process: L-leucine catabolic process. Gene Ontology annotation, molecular function: 3-methylbutanoyl-CoA dehydrogenase activity; flavin adenine dinucleotide binding. The coding region runs from base 169 to 1443 and encodes 424 amino acids. The transcript has 3 exons.